Molecule: messenger RNA, 775 nt
Organism: Dendroctonus ponderosae (mountain pine beetle)
Lineage: Eukaryota; Metazoa; Arthropoda; Insecta; Coleoptera; Curculionidae
Product: DET1- and DDB1-associated protein 1
Exons: 4
Coding region: 218-502 (94 amino acids)
Biological process (GO): positive regulation of proteasomal ubiquitin-dependent protein catabolic process
Cellular component (GO): Cul4-RING E3 ubiquitin ligase complex
Source: RefSeq, a predicted model, not a curated record
CCACCGUCGUACGGUGGACUCGUUUCAGCCUUCGAGCCCAUGUUGGGAAAGUGGAAGGCUUCUGCCGAUAACCAAAAAAUCAAAACAAAAAGUCCCGAAAUGUCAAAUGGCCUUGGUUAAAUGUUUGAGUCUUACCAACAAUGUGGAUGAACCGUUGAAACGCGGUCAAUAAACACGUCCUCUUGAAUCAGACGCAAGACUUUAACCCUCAAGCAUCAUGUCUGUAGCCCAAUUUCUGGCUGGUUUGCCCUCGUUUAACGAAAGCAACUUUUCAAAGUACCACACCGACAGCAACAUUAGGAGUUCCUCAAAGAGGCCCUCGGUUUACAUCACCACCAAGGACUAUCCCGUACAGCAGGUAAUCACGACAGAAAGAAGCAGCAUUCUCCUGAAUUAUAUGCAACAACACUGGGAUAGAAAGGCCGUCUUAAGGAAGCGGGAAGUUACAUUGUCGGAAGAGCCCAGCAGAAAACGGCAAAGACUGACCGGGCACACGCCCUAGAACGGCUCAUCGAGAGCAAAACUGUUGUAUAUAAACCUAUUUUUCCGGAUCUGUACAGCGUGUCCCAGUUCAGACAAACAUUAAUGAUUUGUUUAGUCCUCUUCCUUAAAGCCAGUGUUGGCUUCAACUGGGCAUACUGUUCGGGUAUUUUUCUACUUUACCUUACACCUUUCGCUCAUAAUUCUACUUGAAUUCAUCAUUAAAUUUGGUCGGAAAUCCAGCACUGGCAAGAAUUACUUGUAAUUAUUAUGUUAAUAGAUUUAUUUAACUAUG